AUGAACAUUGAACGCGCUGAAAUUGAUGGGAAACCGGUGUCUCGAAUUGUUCGAUUACGCCAUGAAAGGAUCCAAUUGCAUACCCCUGCAAAUAUUACCGUAUUGCCGAGGGGGAAACAUUUGAUUACGAUUGGAUACAAUGUAGAGGAAUCGCUUGCGGCUAAAAGCAAUUGGGGAACGCCUGGUUUCUAUCAUCCCAAAGAAAUCGGGUCGAUUAAUGGAGUGAAUAUCACUCAUAAUUAUGUGUGGACACAAGGAGAAGAAUAUGGGGCACGACAUUAUGUACCUUGUUUUGAUGAUCCGGAUAAGAAGGCGAAAUGGAAGGUGAAAAUCAGCCAUCCACCCGAAUACACCGCUUUAUCAAAUGGGAAAUCUCUGGAAAAACCAUUUUACGGCGAUUUGUCGACCUCGCUGGCUGUGACCGAAUUCGAAGCCACGCCCCCAAUGUCUUCAUAUCUUCUCACAUUUGCCGUAUCGAAGCAUAAGAGAGUCACGUUACUUACGAAGGAUGGAUAUCAGCUAUCUGUUUACGCAAUAAAUAUGACAAAAGCCGAGGAGGAAUUGGUAUUGCUGAAGGAAUGCUUUGAGUAUCUCAAUUCUGUCCUUCAACCAAAAUAUCCUCUAUCAAAAAUCGACGUAUUCCUUCGUAGUCCAGGUGGAUGGGCUAUGGAAAAUUGGGGAUUGAUUACGGCUGAUUAUAUGUUAAAACACAUCAUGCAGCAUGAAUUGGCACAUCAGUGGUUCGGCAAUCUAGUAACAACUCGAACGUGGUCCCACUAUUGGCUAAACGAAGGCUUUGCUACUUGGUGGGAAAACCAAAGAGAAGACACCCCUGUAUCGUUCGUCACUUUCUCAACCAAGUUUUGGAUGGAGAUAUUGGUGAUAAAGCUGAGCCAAUUGUCGCGG
Molecule: messenger RNA, 906 nt
Organism: Mesorhabditis spiculigera
Lineage: Eukaryota; Metazoa; Nematoda; Chromadorea; Rhabditida; Rhabditidae
Source: the annotation of a GenBank genome assembly